AUGAAGGCCACCACAGCUACUAGUGGGACUGACUGGAGGCAACCACCUCAGGACUGGUUUAAAGUUAACUGGGAUGGGGCUAUAAAUAAGGCACAAGGUACAGUUGGGGUUGGGGUGGUCAUAAGGGACAGUCAAGGCAUGGUCAUUGCAACUCAAAGACAAAGGAAAUCCCUCUUCACAGAGCCUCUUUUGGCCGAAUCCUAUGGAGCUCUAAUUGCUGUCAAUUUUGCAUGGGACUUGGGGCUAGCAAAUAUUAUACUGGAAGGGGAUUCACUUCAAGUUGUACAAGCACUGAAGAAGGACCAGGAAGCAUGGUGCAGCUCUAGCAUGUUCCUCUUUAAAGCUAAAUUAGGUCUUUCAAAGUUUGCAAGGUGGGAAGUCUCUCAUGUUAGGAGAGACGGGAAUAUUAUAGCUCACCUUCUUGCAAAGAAUGCUCUUUCCAUUUUAGAUUAUAUUACUACUAUGGAGGAAUACCGUCUAUGUAUUUUACGCUCUUUGGAAUGA
Carya illinoinensis is the source of this 504-nucleotide messenger RNA. RefSeq lists its product as uncharacterized. NCBI's taxonomy places the organism in Eukaryota, Viridiplantae, Streptophyta, Magnoliopsida, Fagales, Juglandaceae. Bases 1 to 504 code for a protein of 167 amino acids. The record is from RefSeq and is a predicted model, not a curated record. The transcript has a single exon. Gene Ontology annotation, molecular function: RNA-DNA hybrid ribonuclease activity; nucleic acid binding.